UGGCUACACCACUGAACGUAUCUGGUCGUGUAUAGCUGGCAAGGAGUCCUAACAUGAGAGUGAGUGGAGGAGAGAAAGUGUGAAGAAGAGAACAGUUGGUAAGCAGCGGGAGAGGGCGGGCUUAAAGGAAAGAAACCUUACAGGAGACUCCACAUAAACUGUAAGCAAAAUAAACACAACAGAAUACGGGAUUCAUUAUCGGACUUUCACCAUUUACAUCGCUGGCUGUCGACAAUCGCAUCCGAGCGGGAAUGGAUCUACCUGCCGUCGGCGAACACGUCUUCGCUGUGGAGGGAAUCGAGAAGAAGCGCAUACGGAGGGGCAGAAUCGAGUACCUGGUGAAAUGGAGAGGAUGGUCCCCAAAGUACAACACGUGGGAACCGGAGGAAAACAUUCUUGAUCCUAGGCUUCUGGUGGCAUUUCAAAACAGAGAGAGACAGGAGCAGCUGUUAGGAUAUCGGAAACGAGGACCAAAGCCAAAACAUCUGUUAGUCCAGCUCCCUGCAUUUGCCAGAAGAUCUAGCAUUCUCGCCAACUUCCAGGAUUCAUCCCAAGAUGAAGAAAACCAAAUCAAGCUAGACUCCAUUCCCAUGCACCGUUCCCAGCCUCAGCAGUAUCAGCUGAACAGCAAGAAGCACCACCAUUACUUGCCCAACAGUCAGGAGGUAUCACCAGAGCCACACACACAUGGCAAAAAGAAAUACUUUUACCAGCUCAACAGCAAAAAACAUCAUCAUUACCAACCGGACCCUAAGAUGUAUGAUGUGCAGUUUGCUAAGGUGAAAGAGACAAAACCUCAGGGCCCUCCAAGUCAGAGCUGGAACCUACCCCCAUCCUUGCAACAGAAGUGGGUCAGGGACAAAGACACCGGCUGCCUGAGCAAAGUGAAAGAUCUCAUUGUGGAACCAAAGAAACCAUCUACCAACACAAGCCAACCAGAGCAGCAGCCCAACACAAGCCCGAAAGAAGGCAGCCUUCCCAAUGCCGUCAGCAGCAAGAUGAAGAUAAUCAAAAACAAAAACAAGAAUGGCAGGAUCAUUAUUGUCAUGAGUAAGUACAUGGACAGCAAUGUGUCAUCGACGGACUUGGCAAAUGGAGACACUUUAAGGUCUCCUCGCCAGGGUGGAGAACCUGAGGACAGUGGCACAGACCACUCCCCAGAGCAGGCCAAGGUCACGAGCCACCAGGAAGACGGCACAGCAGAGAAGGAUUCUAGAGGUCGCUCUCUGGAUUAUAAAAAAGAAAGGUCCUUCAAAGAGCACAGAAUCCCAAAAGAAAGAAACAUUGAUGAGGAGCAUUGUAGAAUAGAUACUUUGGAGGGUCAGUUUAAUACCAAAGUAGAUCAACCUUUACAGCUUACUAAUAAAACAAGCCCUGUGCCAAGUGCCCCACUGGAGGUAAGCAGAUGUCAUUCAGUCCCAAAUGAUCGGAAGCGGACCUUGUUGGAGCCUGUAGAGCACGGGUCAGACUGUAAAAAGUUUCUGUGCUCAAGGAGCACAAGUGCCCCUAGUACAGUAUCUUCCCCUUACCAGAGCGAACCUAUGAACCUACACCUUGGUGACCAGUGUACAAGGAAUGGUUACAGUGCGUUUGCAGGCGCCAACCCUGACGAACCCAUUGAUCUGAGCUUGUGGAAGUCUCCGAAACAGGUAGAGCCCACUGCGGGGGCUCCUACCUCUGACCAACAGUCAGCGGAGACUCCAAAGAGGCCAGAGGAACCCGAGAGCCAUUUCAAACCAUUUCAGGGCAACGUUGUCAUUACUGAUAUCACAACAAACUGCCUCACGGUGACCUUUAAGGAAUAUGUCUCCAUCUGAUCUGACAGUCAGAGAGAAGGCACCACUGGGUAUUUGUACAUAUGUAAAUAACGUGUACAAAAAAUAUUCAUAUGUAUGUACAAUCUAUAAUGUAUAAACAUUAUGUUGCUGCUAGAUGCAGAAUCAGAGGAGUGUCCUCAUUUUGAGUGUUUUAUAAGUUUGUAUAUGAAUGUUAGAACAUGUACUUAAAGCUGCAUUGCUAAAGAUUGUUUGGGAUUCAAAGCACCUAAUUAUGACAAUUAUGGUUGAAGUCAGUGAGCUACAUGGUAUUUUAAGGCUCGCUGAAAAAAGCACUUAUGUACCCAAGCUUACAAGCAACGUGGUAAUUAACAAUGCCCGUUGAAGAAAUAUGUCUGCACGAUUUAAAGAGAUCAUUUUUUAUUGAGGGAGACAUUUUGCAAAGCUAUUUUCUUGGUUAAGAUCCAUUUGAUUGAAGAUGCUAAUGAGCUAGUACACCGAAUAAUUAGCAGACCACUUAUUUUAUUGUGGUGUUAAAUCUUGCCUCAAACAUGAUCAUACAUUUGUAUGUUUUCCCAAAAGAGCUCAACAGAGUUGUCCGCCAUUCCCGUCAUCAGAUACUAACAUUUUUUUUUUUUCCAUGUGAUUCUUGAUAAGGCAUAAAACUGGAUGGAGUGUAGCACUUACAGAUUGUCUUCAUGGGUUAACAAGCUUGUUAGAUAUUCAGAAAACCAAUAAAGCACAUAAUGUUUGAGGUAUGGUCGGAAACAAGUUAUAUUGCUGUGUUAUACUGGUGCUCAUCUGUCUGCAUCCCAGAGUUGUCAAUGAUCAAUUGAUUUGUAUGAUCAGGGGGGUAUUCCAAGUACGUGUUUUAGUGACAAACCUGGGUAAGUUAACUCAGAGUAAGUGGUAAACCUCCUACAACAAGAGCCCUAUGGCAUUGUUUUUUGUUAGGAGAAUGAAGCCAUACAGCUCUUCUAUUUACUGCCUACUCUGUGUUAACUUACCCAGGUUUGUCACUAAACCACAUACUUGGAAUACCCCCCUGGCCAGGCCACAUACUUUUCAAACACAAGAGGAGGAAUGGCCAAAUAUUAAAUACAAAAAUAUAAUCCCUUAGCACAAACUAUUAUAAAACGGCUGCUAUAACGGAUGUAUCAAUAGUUGUUGCUCUUUCAGUAUAGCAGAAUGUAGUCUACGGCAACAUCAGAUAAUGCCUGUCGUACACAUUUACAACAGAGUAAGCUUCAAUGUCUGUGGAAUGGUCAAAAGUAUAAGUAAUGUUGGCUGUUAGGCUAUUUAACUAUAUUUUCAGUUCAAAGGUAGCCUCUUGCUCAUAUAUAGGUAACUGAAUAUUCAGCUGAACAUUUCUAUCCUAUGCACAAAUUUGUAUUUGUUAUACAAUUUGUUAAAGAGCAGACAUGUAUGUGUACAUUAAAAGCAUUUCAAAGAAA
This is a messenger RNA of Alosa alosa (allis shad), 3229 nucleotides long. It is a transcript of the gene cbx4, whose product is annotated as chromobox homolog 4 (Pc class homolog, Drosophila). The transcript has 5 exons. Gene Ontology annotation, biological process: negative regulation of DNA-templated transcription. The record is from RefSeq and is a predicted model, not a curated record. The coding region runs from base 252 to 1817 and encodes 521 amino acids. Lineage: Eukaryota; Metazoa; Chordata; Actinopteri; Clupeiformes; Clupeidae.